AUGAGCCAUACGAAAAAACAUAAACGAUAUCAUUAUAAUUCAAAUGAUGGAAGAGAUGAAGAUGAACAUCAAAAACAUCAUCUAUCAAAAAUAAUAGAACAGCCGAUUGAAGAACCAGUCAUAGAUCCAUCAUUUGAUUGGCUUGCUCGACGUCAUUAUCUUACUGAGACAUAUCUUAUUGAUAGUUCUAUGUUUAGUUCUCCUAAAGACCUUGAAGAUUUUUGGAAAUUUGUACAAAAAUAUCAAUUAUUUCAACAACGACGAAAACAACCACAUAAACCUAUAUCAACUAAUGUUGAUCAACAACGUUCGAAUAUAUUAAAUAUACCAAUAAUUUAUGAUAAAAACCAUCGUUUAAAUAUAUCUAUAACAAUAAAUAAAUCAUUAACACAUAAUGUUCCACGUUAUGAUAUGACUGGUGAGAAAAUUAUAGAUCAGUAUCGUUUAUCUUCUGUUCGAUUAGCUGAAUUUAAAUCAAUAAUUGAAUAUUAUUUUGAUUUUAAUCAAAAAGAAAAAUUUAAACGUAUUUAUAAACUUCGACAAGAUCAAAAUAAUUUACCAAUUGCAAAUCAUCGUCGAGAAUUACUUGAAGAAUUAAAAAUUCAUCAAGUCAUUUUAAUUGCUGGUGAUACUGGUUGUGGAAAAUCAACACAGAUUCCAAGAUUUUUACUUGAAGCUGGUUUCGAUAAAAUAGCUUGUACACAACCAAGACGUAUUGCUUGUAUUUCAUUAGCUAAACGUGUCAGUUAUGAAACAUUAAAUGAAUAUGAUAAUCAAGUUGGAUAUCAAGUUCGUUUUGAAAAAACUCGAGUAAAAUCUACUCGAAUUAUAUUUAUGACAGAAGGUAUUCUUUUACGUCAACUUCAAACAGAUUCAUCUUUAUCAGAUUAUGAUAUAUUGGUGAUUGAUGAAGUUCAUGAACGCCAUUUAUUUACUGAUUUUAUAUUGGGUAUUAUUAAAUGUUUGAUAACUCAACGAAAAGAUCUCAAAGUUAUUCUUAUGUCUGCAACAAUUAAUAUUGAAUUAUUUUCAAAUUAUUUCGAGAAUUGUCCUGUUGUUAAAGUACCAGGUCGUUUAUAUAAAAUUCAAGUCAAUUAUCUUCCAAUUAAAGUUGAAGAAUCAGUUGGAAAAACAUCAAAAAUUGAUGCUAAACCAUAUUUACGUAUUAUGGAACAGAUUGAUAAUAAGUAUCCAUCAACAGAUCGUGGUGAUAUGCUUAUAUUUUUAAGUGGUAUGGCUGAAAUUCAAGGAGUUAUGGAAGCAGCUCAAUCAUAUGCUCAAGAAGCUCAACGUUGGGUUGUUCUUCCAUUACAUAGUGCAUUGUCACUUGAAGAACAAGAUAAAGUAUUUGAUAUGGCACCUGAAGGUAUACGUAAAUGUGUUAUAUCAACAAAUAUAGCUGAAACAUCAGUAACAAUUGAUGGUAUGCGUUUUAUAAUUGAUUCCGGAAAAGUUAAAGAAAUGUCAUAUGAUGGAAAAUAUAAAAUGCAACGUUUACAAGAAUUUAAUAUAAGUCGUGCAAGUGCUGAACAACGUAAAGGUCGUGCUGGACGUACAGGACCUGGUGUUUGUUAUCGUUUAUAUAGUGAAAAUGAUUAUUUAAGUUUUCAAGAAUAUUCAACACCAGAAAUUCGUCGUGUACCACUUGAUUCACUCAUAUUACAAAUGAUUUCUAUGGGUUUAAAAGAUCCAAGAAAAUUUCCAUUUGUUGAACCACCAGAUAUGACAGCUAUAGAUAGUGCUUUACUUCGUCUUCAAGAACAAGCAGCUUUAUCAACAAUUGAUUGUUCAUUAACAUCAAUUGGUUCCAUGCUUGCUCGACUUCCUGUUGAUGUUUCCAUUGGAAAAAUGCUUAUAUUUGCUUGUAUUUUUCAAUAUGUUAAUCCAAUAUUAAUAAUGGCAUCAGCAUUAAGUAUUCAAUCACCAUUUCUUAGUUUUCUUCAAUGUGAUCCAGAUACAAUAACACGUCGUCGUCCAAUGAUGUCGAAUCAUGGUGAUCCAUUUACAUUAUUAAAUCUUUUUGAUGAAUGGAUUUAUGUGAAAUCUGAAGGACAAAAUACUCGUACAUGGUGUAAACGACGUGGUGUUGAAGAACAACGUCUUUAUGAUAUAACAAAACUUCGACGACAAUUUCAAGAUAUUCUUCGAGAUUAUAAUAUGGAAAUUGAUUAUCAACAAGCUAAACGACGUACAACACUUGAAAAACGUGAACAUUGGAAGAAAAAACAACAAUUAAAAGAUCUUAAAUCAGAACAUGAUAAAGAAUCAAAACAAAGAAAAUUUCUUAAAUUAGAAGUAAGACAAUAUUAG
This is a messenger RNA of Rotaria sp. Silwood2, 2310 nucleotides long. The record is from the annotation of a GenBank genome assembly. NCBI's taxonomy places the organism in Eukaryota, Metazoa, Rotifera, Eurotatoria, Philodinida, Philodinidae.